GUCAUGCCUCUAGGGAUCCUCGAGCCGAAGGCGAAGAAAGUGCCAGGAACGGCGAAUGUGUUGGAUCAAGAAUGGAAACGAGAUCCGACAUUGAGACGAGACAAAACCGGCAACAUCAUCUUGGUACCACAACCAAGCGAAGAUCCAAAUGAUCCUCUGUCGUCCUGGCUGUCGUCUUCAAAGUCAAGUUUCAAGAUGCUGCACUACUUACUGCGUACCACCUCUGUGGUGAACAUUNNAGUCGGCUUCAUAACAUCCAACGACUCUCUAGGCUGGCAAUGGUCCUUCUACUUCCUCUCCAUCUUCAUGGGCGCCGGCUUCGUCCUCCUCUUCCUUUUCCUCCCAGAAACAGCCUACCAACGUCCUCGCUACCUUCAGAUCGACAUCAAUGUAGGCCCAGUAGCCUUCCACGACACCCCUUCCUUCCCGCCAAAACGUUCUUUUCUGCAUAGGCUUCCCCCAUUCAGUGGCCGUAAAACAGAUGAAAGCUUUCUCAAGCUACUAUUCAGACCUUUCCCGCUGUUCUUGCAACCAGCAGUGGCGUGGGGCUGUCUCAUGCAAGGUGUGAUAAUCGGGUGGACGGUUAUCGUCGGCGUGAUCCUCGCAAUAAUAUUUCUCGGUCCACCUCUCUUCUUCACUGAAGAAGACGCAGGAAAAAUGUACACUGCAGCGUUCAUCGGCUCUGUCUUAGGUCUCAUUCUCGCAGGAAUCUACACCGAACUCGUUACUAGAUUCUUGAUUCUGCGAAAUGGAGGUCAAUACGAGCCAGAAUUCCGUCUCGCGCUGGUGAUACCAACACUUGUUUUCUCCGGGAUAGGACUCUAUGGCUUUGGCAUCGCGGCGUCAGAUAUCGAGAAAUACGGCUGGAUAACAAUCGAGAUCUUCCUCGCUUGCAUCACAAUAUCCAUGGUUAUGGGAGCUACAGCCUCUGCUCAGUAUCUGCUGGACGCGCACCGAGAUAUCGCGAUUGAGACGUUUACCUGCUUGAUUAUAUUCAAGAACAUCUUUUCGUUUGUACUUGCUUACUAUGCUUAUCAAUGGGUUCUGGAACAAGGCUUCCAACGCAUGUUUGUCACUUUCGGGAGUAUUGAGGUGGGCAUUUGUUUGUUGAGCAUUCCUAUGUAUGUGUUGGGGAAGAGGAACAGAGAAUUCUUCUACCGCCACGAUAUACUUAAGUUGGCGAGGUUGAGGUAG
Messenger RNA from Aureobasidium musti, 1194 nucleotides. Lineage: Eukaryota; Fungi; Ascomycota; Dothideomycetes; Dothideales; Saccotheciaceae. The record is from the annotation of a GenBank genome assembly.